AUGGGGCUACAGCAAUCCAAAGACGAACUGCUCUAUCAGCAAGUUAGCUAUGGAAACAUCGAAGGGAUCAAAUCCCUUUGCAGAGAAGGCGCAGGCCUUGAGUGGAUUGAUAGAGAGGGGAAAACCCCAUUGAUCUUGGCAUGUAUGAAUCCCGGGCUUUAUAAUGUUGCGAAAAGCUUGAUUGAACUUGGCGCAAACGUCAACGCCUAUCGCCCCGGUCGCAAUGCUGGGACUCCUCUGCAUCAUGCAGCUAAAAAGGGGCUAGAAGAUAUUGUUAAUUUACUUCUUUCACAUGGAGCAAAUGUGUUAAUCAUGAAUGAUGACUGUCAAACUCCUCUUGACGUUGCUAGGGCAAAAGGGCACACCAAUGUUGUCCGUGCGAUUGAGAGGCAUAUUUGCUUAUUCUCUGGUUGGUUGCGGGAGUUUUAUGGUCCUGGAUUUCUUGAAGUACUUGCUCCUCAGUUGGUUUCAAGAAAAGUCUGGGUUGUUGUUUUGCCAAGUGGUUCCCGCAAACCUACCAAGCCUUUCAAGUUGGAACUUGCCAUAUAUUCUAGUAUGCAGGAUGCCCGACCACGGACAGUUGUUGCGUUGUGGAAAGUCAAUUUGGAAGAACCGAAGUUACACCAUUCUGAUCCUUCUGUUGUAAUUCAUGAUAGCUCCACAAUCCCAAGAGGCAGGAGGCGGAGAAGAAGCAUUUACAUCUCCCAAGAGGCUAGGUGUAGGCAUCAAAAAGUUAGGCAAACACGCAUCAAACUUGCAUCUGCAGAUGAAAAUGAUAAGCAACAACUUCAGUGGUUUUGCAAUGCAUGCAAAGGAAUUCCACAGGCGCGUCCUGCAUUUUUGGCUAACAACCAGCCCCCAGUUCCAGCAACUGCACCACCACCUGCAGAAGAUUUUGAGUUGGCCAUGGCUAUCAAUGCCUCCAUUCAGUCUGCUUUGCAGGAGGGACCGUCCUUUCCUGAUGCACACCUGACCAAUGAAGCAAGUGCAUCCAGCAGUGAUAAUGGUUGGGGCAAAUCCUCCAUGAAUACUGGCAGCUAUAGUGGUUGGGAGGCACCAAUUACAGCUGCUGCUCCAAAUGCAAGUAGUAGCAGUGAGCGGCCAGGGAAUGAAAGUAGCCAGAAAACGGAAAUCCAGGAUAUCUCUUCCAUCCAAACUGCUCCUACUUCAGAUAUAAUCCCAUCAGCUCCACCAGUUGCAGAUGAGGAGCCUAUUCACUAUCCGUCAAUUGAUUUCAGUCCUAUUGAUAUGCCAUCCCCAAGUGUUGAAGGUAUACCUGCUAAACUUAAUGAAAAGAAGGGUGGAAGUGAUUCUUCUUCAUGUGUGAUUUGUUUGGAUGCUCCGGUUGAAGGAGCUUGCAUCCCAUGUGGGCAUAUGGCUGGAUGCAUGUCUUGUUUGGGUGAGAUUAAAGCUAAGAAAUGGGGUUGCCCUGUCUGUCGGGGCAAGAUUGACCAGAUUGUAAGGCUUUAUGCUGUAUGA
Messenger RNA from Prunus armeniaca (apricot), 1479 nucleotides. The record is from the annotation of a GenBank genome assembly. NCBI's taxonomy places the organism in Eukaryota, Viridiplantae, Streptophyta, Magnoliopsida, Rosales, Rosaceae.